Messenger RNA from Salvia hispanica, 1874 nucleotides. Its product is annotated as aspartate--tRNA ligase 2, cytoplasmic-like. The record is from RefSeq and is a predicted model, not a curated record. Gene Ontology annotation, molecular function: aspartate-tRNA ligase activity; ATP binding; RNA binding. Gene Ontology annotation, biological process: aspartyl-tRNA aminoacylation. NCBI's taxonomy places the organism in Eukaryota, Viridiplantae, Streptophyta, Magnoliopsida, Lamiales, Lamiaceae. Gene Ontology annotation, cellular component: aminoacyl-tRNA synthetase multienzyme complex; cytosol; cytoplasm.
AGGGAGAAUCGAAUAAACCGCGGCCGCCGCUUUUCCUUUAUUCAAUCUGUCUCUCUCCAAAGAUGUCUUCUGAAGAAUCCAUGAACGCCGCGGCCGAUGAGAAGAAGCCUUCGAAGAAGGAGCUCGCAAAGCUGGAGCGCCAGCGGAAGCGCCAAGAAGCCGCCGCCGCAUCUGCCACAGCGGCCGCGGCCAGCCUCUCCAUUUCCGCCGACGACCCAUUGGCGGCUAGCUACGGCGAAAUCCCUCUCAACGACCUGCAAUCGAAGGACCUCUCGUCCGCGCUGUGGACUCCGGUCAAGGAUUUGACCUGCGAGCUCAAGGACACGCCCGUGCUCAUCCAAGGCCACGCGCAGGCCAUUCGCGCCGUGGGGAAGAAGAUGGCCUUUUUAGUCGUCAGGGAGGAGUGCUUCACCGUCCAAUGCGUGCUAACUGUGGCGCCGGAUUUGGUCAGCCCGCAGAUGGUCAAAUUCGCCACCGGAUUGAGCCGGGAGAGCAUUGUUGACAUUGAAGGGAUCGUCUCCGUGCCGUCUCAGCCCAUUACCGGCGCCUCUCAGCAGGUGGAAAUUCAAGUGAGGAAGCUUUAUUGUGUUAACAAGGCAGUUCCUAUACUGCCUAUCAAUAUUGAAGACGCAGCAAGAAGCGAGGCUGAAAUUGAAAAGGCUUUGCAGGCGGGUGAGCAACUCGUUCGUGUAAAUCAAGACACUCGACUGAAUUACAGGGUCCUUGACUUGCGCACUCCUGCAAAUCAAGGAAUAUUUACAGUCCAGUGUGAGGUUGAGGAGAUAUUUAGACAAUAUUUGUUAUCUAAUGGUUUUCGUGGGAUCCACACACCUAAACUGAUUGCGGGUUCUAGUGAAGGUGGCGCUGCUGUCUUCAGAUUGGAUUACAAAGGAACACCUGCAUGCUUGGCACAAUCACCUCAGCUUCAUAAACAGAUGGCCAUCUGUGGCGGUUUUAACCGCGUGUUUGAGAUUGGUGCAGUAUAUAGAGCAGAGGAUUCUUUUACUCAUCGACAUCUGUGUGAGUUCAUUGGUCUUGAUGUUGAAAUGAGGAUUAAGAAGCACUAUUCAGAGGUGAUGGACAUUGUCGAUGGCUUAUUUGUGAAAAUGUUCGACACCUUGAAUGAGAAAUGUGCUAAAGAGCUUGAAGCAAUCAACAAGCAAUACCCAUUUGAAAAGCUGAAGUAUCUACGAAAGACCUUAAGACUUACAUUUGAAGAGGGAGUACAUAUGCUGAAGGAGGCUGGCAUAGAAGUUGAUCCUUUUGGAGAUCUCAACACAGAGACAGAGAGGAAGCUUGGCCAACUUGUCCUUGAGAAGUAUGGAACUGAGUUCUACAUACUUCAUCGUUAUCCUCUGGCAGUUCGACCAUUCUAUACCAUGCCAUGCCAUGACAAUUCCAAGUACAGCAACUCGUUUGAUGUCUUCAUUAGAGGUGAGGAAAUCAUAUCUGGAGCUCAGCGUAUUCAUUUGCCAGAGUUUUUGACAGAGCGUGCACAAGCAUGCGGGAUUGACGUCAGCACUAUAUCCACAUACAUUGAUGCCUUCAGGUAUGGGGCGCCAACUCAUGGUGGAUUUGGAGUAGGGUUGGAGCGUGUGGUAAUGCUUUUCUGUGCACUCAACAACAUCCGGAAAACAUCACUUUUCCCCCGUGAUCCACAGAGAAUCACACCUUGAUUGCCUCGUUUCCAUGUUGGGUAAAGAUAGAAAAUUGAGUAGUUGAUUGAUCAUUGUUGGUGGUAGAAACAAUUACACUCAGUUGGUUCUCUCAUUUUUGCAACUCCAAAUGUGAUACAUGACACAAGCGAUGUUAAUAGUUGUGUUUUAUUUAGAAUGGAAGAUGUUUCAUCUAAAAAAAAGGCUCGAUUUUCUCUU